Triticum aestivum (bread wheat) is the source of this 887-nucleotide messenger RNA. RefSeq lists its product as uncharacterized. Bases 63 to 887 code for a protein of 274 amino acids. The record is from RefSeq and is a predicted model, not a curated record. The transcript is spliced from 4 exons. NCBI's taxonomy places the organism in Eukaryota, Viridiplantae, Streptophyta, Magnoliopsida, Poales, Poaceae.
CAUAGUAUAGCAGAGCAGGCAAGCAGGUCGGUGAGAGUUCCGCCGCAAACAACAAAUCAAUUAUGGACAUUGUACCAGGGACAUCAUCCUCCGACGUCGUCGGGGCUCCGGAUGUUGCGUCAACAUACCCGGUUUGCUGCACUCAAGACCCUAAUUAUCACAACAACCGCCUGUGGAACUAUCCCGAUGGACACCCACUUCUUGAGGAGACGCCGUCAUUCGACUUAGGCAUCGUCACUCCGCCUUGCAACAAGUCGAAAGGUCCCAGCAUGGUUAGCAUUGCUACCAUGAGGGACAUCACAAGGAGAGACCUUUUCGGGGCAGGUGACUUUGGAAUGUGUACUCCAGGGUCUGCUAACCUCGUCACACCAGCAACGCCUUUCCACAUAUCCAGUGCAAGUCUAGAGGCAACUCAACAACGGCAGAUCGUGCACAACGUUUCCCCGGUUAGUUGCACAAGGUCUGUAGCCACUGGACUCUUGGACUUCAGGGAAGAGGUGGAGGCAGACUGUGUCAACCUCAACAAGCCAGUAGGGGAACAUUCGCUAUCUGCGCCGCCACCGAAAAGGAGAGUGGUCCCCGGACCUGCUGGACGAUCGCCAUUUGUGAUGCAGUACCGUCUGUCUGAAAGGGCGUCGGGGAACGCCACCCACUUAUAUCUAGUUUUUUCGCAGAUGAGCGGUGCAGUGUUAAGCAAGGAAUCCAGCAGGAUCGUCGCCCUACAUUACGCAAGGCAGUGGAUGGGGACAAAGCUACAGCGGACAUUGUCUCCGAUAGGGGAUGAGUUCGACCAAUCUAGGAUGAUCCUGCUUUAUGAAGUUUUGGGCCUGGCUGGCAACAUCGGGCAACUUCCUGCGAAAUUCAAAGUAUGCCAGACAGAUUGCUGA